UUUAACCUUUCCUUUUCUUUUUUUUUUAAUUCUUCUUUUCUCCUUUUUUUAGUACCUUUCCGAUGGCACCGGUAGUCCGCUCUUUUCGUCACUCUUUCACUGAAACCAGGGCAUGUGCAACGCUAAUGCAAAAUUCUAGUCGCCUAUGUAUAUGUAUGUCCGACCAUCUCCCCUCCAACUGGCAGCAACACAGAGGGCGGAGUCUUGACUACUCUACUCCCUUCACUCACGGCCUUGCUACUUUCCCUCUCGUCCUGUGUUCACUCUGUAACAAAAGAGGGCCAAUCGCACCAAAAUAACAAGAGAUAUGGCCAGAGCUGAAGCCAAGAACGUGACUGCCCUCUCCUCUUCCUUCAAUGACCACAUCCGCCCCAUCCUCGACGCCGUCGACCGCCUUCGCCAGCUCAAGGUGAUGCAGGAGGGCAUUGAGCUCCCUACCAUCGUCGUCGUCGGCGACCAAUCCAGCGGAAAAUCCAGCGUCCUCGAGUCCCUCGCCGGCAUCAGCCUUCCCCGUGGCCAGGGCAUCUGCACCCGCGUCCCUCUCAUCAUGCGCCUCCAAGACGAUCCUUACCUUUCCCAGCCUCAACUGCAGCUCGAAUACAAAGACAAGACCAUCCCCACGUCGGAGGACGGCAUCGCCGAUGCCAUCGCUUCUGCCACCGACGAUAUUGCCGGCAGUGGCAAAGGCAUCUCCAACACGCCGCUCACUCUUGUCGUCAGGAAGAGUGGCGUGCCCGACCUCACCAUGGUGGACUUGCCCGGAAUCACCCGUGUCCCUGUCCAUGGGCAGCCCGAGAACAUCUACGAGCAGAUAUCGAACAUAAUCAUGGAGUACAUCACUCCGAAAGAGAGCAUCAUCCUCAACGUUUUGUCGGCCACCGUCGACUUCCCGACCUGCGAGUCGAUCCGGAUGUCGCAGCAAGUCGACCGGACCGGCGAGCGGACCCUGGCCGUCGUCACCAAAGCCGACAAGGCCCCCGAGGGGUUGCUGGAGAAGGUGACCGCCGACGAUGUCAACAUAGGCCUCGGGUACGUGUGCGUCCGCAACCGCAUCGGUGACGAGUCCUACGAGCAGGCCCGCGCCGAGGAGAGGAAGCUGUUCGAGACGCACCCUCUUCUUUCGAGGAUCGACAAGUCCAUCGUGGGGAUCCCUGUUCUUGCUCAGAGGCUGAUGCAGAUCCAGGCAGCCAGCAUUGCAAAGAGCCUGCCCGACAUAGUGAAGAAGAUCAACGAGAAGCUCAGCCAGAACAUCUCGGAGCUCGAUGAAAUGCCCGAGAAUCUCGGCAGCAUGGGGGAUGCCGUGAGGGUUUUCCUCCACAUGCUAAGCAUGUCGAAGGAGUCCCUGAGGAGAUUGCUCAUCAGAGGGGAGUUUGAUGAGUUCCCUGAUGAUGCCAGCAUGCAUGCCACUGCUCGGAUGGCUGACAUGCUCGACCAAUUCUCCGGCGGGCUGCCCUCCGAUUGCCCGAGCGCUGAUGAAAGGUUCCUGAUGGAAGAGAUUGUUGUUCUGGAGGAGGCUAAGGGGAUCAAUGGACUCCCCAAUUUCCUACCUCGAAACGCUUUCCUCAUCCUCCUCAGGAGGAAGGUGAAGGAUAUGUCUCACGGUCCCGGUGAGUUUGUUCAGAAGGUUUGGGCCUACGUUGAGGAAGUUGUGAUCAGGGUGCUGCUUCACCACUCCGAGAAUUAUCCCCAGAUCCAACCUUUGAUUCGAAGGGCAUCACAGAAUCUGAUAGGGAAUAUGAGAAACCACUCUCUCAAUUUUAUAAGAGAGACCAUCGAGAUGGAAAUGGCAGCUGACUACACUACUAAUCCAGACUACCUGAAAAAAUGGGGUGAGCUGAUGGGCGGUCACGAUGCCUUUA
Elaeis guineensis (African oil palm) is the source of this 1859-nucleotide messenger RNA. The record is from RefSeq and is a predicted model, not a curated record. NCBI's taxonomy places the organism in Eukaryota, Viridiplantae, Streptophyta, Magnoliopsida, Arecales, Arecaceae.